UUGUAGGUAGUACAAGAACUGAAAAAUAAUUUUUGGUUGCCAGUAUACCUGUAGUCGUUGCACUGAUCAGUCGAUAGUUUUGUGAUAAAUUAUUUCUCAAGUGAAUUAAAUUAUUAACCAUGGGACGUGAUUCUAGAAAGGUUUCAAGAGAACUUCGGAGUUCUGAAAAAAUUAAUAAGUCGCGUUCAGUCAAAAGAAAGAAUGUUUUUAAUCCGAAAACAGCCGAACGUGAUGAAAGUAUUCAGAGUACAUCUUCUAAAAAAUUAAAACAAAACACUGAAGAUGAUGUACCUGAAGACAGCAGUACUGAAUUUCGAAUAAUAAAUUUUAUUCAGGUAUUCACUGCAAUUUCUGCUCUUAUAAAAUGUAAAAAAUGUGAUGGAAAUGUAGUGUUUCAAACAGCAAGUACACGUGGGCUGGGAUUCAAAAUUGUAGUUGCAUGUAAUAACUGUGGAAAUGAAUAUAUUCCUUCCUGUUCUUUCGUUGGGCAUUCUUAUGAAAUAAACAGACGUUUCAUUUUUGUAAUGAGAAUACUAGGAAUAGGAUACGAAGGAUUGUGCAAGUUUUGCGGCCUGAUGGACAUGCCGUCUUUUUUAGAUAAAUCUACGCAUACAAUUUUACUGAAACAGAUUUUGAAUUGUAGUAAAGCCGUCGCAGAAACCUUCAUGACGAAAGCUGUGAAUGAAGAAAAGCAAGCAAUGCCAACAACUGAAAAUGAAGAUAUAAAUCAUCUAACUGUAUCGGGAGAUGGAACCUGGCAAAAACGGGGAUAUACAUCGUCAUUUGGAGUUUCUUCUAUAAUUGGCUAUUUUACUGGAAAGAUUCUUGACAUAAACAUUAAAAGUGCAUAUUGUAAGCUAUGUGAGUAUUGGAAAAAAAAAACAAAUACUGUUGAGUUCGAGGAAUGGUAUCAAUCGCAUGAAGAUGUGUGUUCUGCUAAUCAUCAAGGGUCUUCUGGGAAAAUGGAGGUGGAUGCGAUGGUCGAAAUGUUUUCGUAUUCUGAAACUAAAUAUGGAGUUAAGUAUGCCAACUAUAUUGGUGAUGGUGACUCCAAGACCUAUUCAGGAAUUAUAAAAUCAGAUCCUUACGAAAAUACAACUGUAAAUAAAAAGGAAUGUAUAGGGCAUGUCCAAAAGCGGAUGGGGAGUCGAUUACGUACGCUGAAGAGUAAACAAAAAGGUCUUGGUGGUCGAGGUAAGCUCACAGGAAAAUUAAUAGACAAACUAACUGUGUACUAUGGUUUAGCAAUACGCCGGCAUUGUGAUUCUAUUGAAAAUAUGAAAUCUGCUAUAAUGGCAACCUUUUAUCACUACGGCUCGAGUGAUGAAAAACCGAAUCAUGAUAUGUGUCCAAAAGGCGAAGAAUCUUGGUGCUCUUACCAGCGCGCUGAAGCAAGAGGAGAGCUUGAUACCUUUUCUCACGAUUAUUCUCCUUUACCUUCUGAUGUUUUAAAAGCUAUCAAGCCUAUAUACGAAGAUCUUAGUAAUGAAAAUUUACUUUCAAGAUGUGUAGGUGGAUUCAAUCAGAAUAAUAAUGAAAGCUUUAACCAACUAGUAUGGAAAAUAUGCCCAAAAACGGUAAAUACUAGUUUUACCAUCGUACAAAUAGCUGCAUACGUUGCUAUGUGUAUAUUUAAUGAGGGUAUAAAUUCAUUAUUAGUCUUGAUGAAUACACUAGGACUUAAUUGUGGGCCUAAUUCUCAUCGGUAUGCAGAAAGAAUGGAUGCUGCACGUAUCAAAGUAGCAGAUAAGCGCGCUAAUGAUAACACCCGAGAAGGUCGAUUGCAACGUAGGCACCAGCAAAUCGAUAUUUUGGAAGCUGCUAUGUCGGCUGAAGAGCUAUUAUAUGGUCCAGGAAUAGAUGACUCAGUAUGAAUCUCCAAGGACUUAUGAUGAUCACCGCAAAGGACUUCGGGAGGAACGGGCUCUACAAAAACAGCGAUAACUUUUUGAAUUAUUAAUUUUUUUUUUUGAAAUUUUCGUGAAGUCAAAUCGAAACGUGUUCUAAUAAAGCUAUGUUUUUAUUUUUGUCAAAUAAAGUAAUUAACUACAAAAAAAAAAUUAUUGAAAAUCAUCAUUUUUUCAUACCCCUGAG
Molecule: messenger RNA, 2094 nt
Organism: Microplitis mediator
Lineage: Eukaryota; Metazoa; Arthropoda; Insecta; Hymenoptera; Braconidae
Exons: 2
Coding region: 120-1874 (584 amino acids)
Source: RefSeq, a predicted model, not a curated record